This is a messenger RNA of Alternaria metachromatica, 825 nucleotides long. RefSeq lists its product as uncharacterized. Bases 1 to 825 code for a protein of 274 amino acids. The record is from RefSeq and is a predicted model, not a curated record. The transcript is spliced from 2 exons. Lineage: Eukaryota; Fungi; Ascomycota; Dothideomycetes; Pleosporales; Pleosporaceae.
AUGGUAUGUAUAUCUCUCCUCGCGCUCGUAGGAAUCUUGCUUGGUCUAACCAUCAAGGCCCAGCGCGCUCUAGGCGUCCAAGUCGAUCUAGCCUCGCUCUGGAGCUACGGUGUGGGCGACGCACGACAAUGGGCUGUAACCCUGACUGGAUUUAUGCGCCGACUGAACCAGACAUCUGGAUUCUUCUUUGGCGUACUCUACGCCAACAUAUUCCAAGUCGUCGUCAGCGCUCUGUACCUUCUGUAUAACAACCUGUUGACUGUUAUGGUCGCCGCCUCCGAAUGGAACGACUUCAUCUCUGAGCGCAAGGCACUGCGACUCUCAGUCCCAAGGGGCAUGCAACGAUCGCACUACUUUCUGUCGCUACCUUACCGAUACUCAGUUCCGUUGAUGGUGUGCUCCGGUCUCUUACACUGGCUCAUCUCGCAAAGCAUCUUCGUGAUCCAAACAGUGGCGUACACCCCGAACUUUGACCGAAAUAGAAACAUGGACGCAUCCUCAGUCGGAUAUUCGAGUAUCGGUAUCAUGCUAGCAAUGGCCGUCGGCUUUGUACUAGUAUUCUUGCUGCUCAUUGUUGGGUUUGCAUUCAAAUACGACGUGAAGCGGGUCAAGCGUGAUGGCUUUGUGCCGCCACACCCUAUGCCGCUGGUGAGCACAUGCAGUGCAGCGAUUAGCGCAAACUGUCACAGACACGAGAAAGAUAAGGACUGUGCACGCCUACCGGUUAUAUGGGGUUUCGUCCAAGACGAAGGAGCAGACAGCGGACGGUAUACCUUCACCACUGCGAAGGAGGUUGGACCUGGAGCUCUCGACAGCCGGUUCUGA